UUGCCAAAUUCACCAUUUUUAAACACAUUCGAAUUUCGAAGGGUGCUAGAAUUGACUUGAAUUGGUCAUUUCAAUUCACUCAGCCCCUCUUUAACCAAAUUAAAAUGUCAGCUUCCAAAACCCCAUUUUGCUUCAAAGGCAUUUUCUUACUACUCAUUUUUCUCUCAAUCCUUUUUAUUGCUCUCAAUUACCAUUCCUCCAUCCCCCACCAAUUAACCUCUUUCUCCUCUGCCAUCGUCACCACUACCACCACCACGAAAAAUUCUCCAACCACCGUUCACCACCUUGUUUUCUCAAUUGCUUCUUCCUCUAGAACUUUUUCGAAACGAAAAGAAUUCCUCCGUCUAUGGUACAAACCUAAUAUUACGAAAACUUAUGUCUUUCUAGACCACCCUCCAUCGAAAAAUUAUAAUUCUCCAAAAAAUAUUGAUCUUCCACCGUUUCUUAUUUAUGACGACAUGUCUCGUUUCCCGUAUACCCAUGGCGCGGGUGCAAUUUACGCCCUUGGCCUAACAUACAUGAUCAAACAAGUUGUCACGCGUAACAACCCUAACGUGCGAUGGUACAUUUUUGGGGACGAUGAUACGGUUUUUGUCGUGGAUAAUUUGGUGAAGACAUUAGAAAAGUAUGAUGACAAUGAAUGGUAUUAUAUAGGGUCUAAUUCAGAGAGCUAUGUUCAGAAUAAUUAUUUUUCUUUUGAUAUGGCAUUUGGUGGUGGCGGAUAUGCAAUAAGUCGUCCAUUGGCUUUGGUUUUAGCUAGGGUUUUGGAUUCUUGUUUGAUGAGGUACCCAAGUCUCUAUAGUAGUGAUGCUAGGAUUUUCUCUUGUUUGGCUGAGCUUGGAGUGAGUUUAACACAUGAACCUGGUUUUCACCAAAAUGAUGUAUGGGGAAAUCUAUUUGGAUUACUUUCAUCGCAUCCAUUAUCACCAUUGCUAUCACUUCAUCAUAUAGAAGGAGUACAAUCAAUAUUCCCCAACAUGACCAAAAUUCAAGCUCUGCAACAUUUCUUCAAAGCUGCUAAUGUUGAUCCUGCAAGAAUAUCACAACAAUAUAUUUGCUAUGAUCGAAAAAAUUCAUUAUCUGUUUCAGUUGCUUGGGGUUACGCAAUACAAGUGUACGAGGGCAACAUUAAAGUUCCCGAGCUUAUAACAGUUUUAAAGACAUUUCAGUCAUAUGAUAAAGAUAAAAAAAGACAACAUUUUAUGUUCAGGACAAAGGUGGAAUCGAAAAGUCCUUGCAAGAAAAUGUUUGCCUUUUUGAAAAGUGUUGAUUCUAAUGGAGAUAAAGUUUGGACUAACUAUACGAGGCAUAAAUUGGGCAAAACUUGCACAAAAGAUGAUAAUAAACUCAAGAAUUUGGAAGAGAUUAGAGUCUUCUCUCGUAAGUUGAAUACCGAUACUAGACAGGUUAGGGCGCCACGUCGUCAGUGUUGUGACAUAUCACCAUCGUCCGAGAAAUCUAUGGAUAUUCAAAUCAGACCAUGUGGAAUUGAUGAGUUAAUUGCAAUGUCUCCCUAGAAUUUGUUUAUAAACUGUUCUUUUUGUGGAGAAAUGUUUGAUUGUCGAAGCAUACGAACUUUUGAGACCGUUGUAAUUUAGACCGACCCCAAUGUUCUGAUUUAUUCUGAACUUCUAGAAUCGUUAUAGAGCAGUUUGCUCUUGACCUUAAUUGUCUUUUUCUUAAAAGGAUGUUAUGUUCAUUAGAUAAUAAUUGAUA
This is a messenger RNA of Lycium barbarum (goji berry), 1716 nucleotides long. RefSeq lists its product as uncharacterized. The coding region runs from base 105 to 1517 and encodes 470 amino acids. The record is from RefSeq and is a predicted model, not a curated record. Gene Ontology annotation, molecular function: acetylglucosaminyltransferase activity. Lineage: Eukaryota; Viridiplantae; Streptophyta; Magnoliopsida; Solanales; Solanaceae. The transcript is spliced from 3 exons.